CCGCCCCUCCGUCCCGGCUAUAACUCCCCGGAGCGCCAGGCGGCCGCCGGCGGGCGGAGACGCGCGCCUGGCCGUGGACAUGGACCUCGCGCGCCUGUGGCUGGGGCUUUUGCUGCCCGUGGUGGCCGCCCUGGAUUUCCGAUACCACCACCAGGAAGAGAUGGAGGCGUUCCUCAAGAGCGUUGCUCGGAACUACAGUUCGAUCACAUACUUGCACAGCAUCGGGAAGUCUGUGAGAGGCAGAAACCUGUGGGUUCUCGUUGUGGGGCGGUCUCCAAAGGAACACAGAGUUGGGAUUCCAGAAUUCAAGUACGUGGCAAACAUGCAUGGAGAUGAGACGGUGGGCCGAGAACUGCUGCUCCACCUCAUUGACUAUCUGGUAACCAGUCACGGGAAAGACGCUGACAUCACAUAUCUGAUCAACAGCACCCGGAUCCACAUCAUGCCUUCCAUGAACCCGGAUGGAUUUGAAGCCGUCCAGAAGCCCGACUGUUAUUACAGUAAUGGAAGGGAAAACUACAACAAUUACGACCUGAACAGGAACUUCCCUGAUGCCUUUGAAAAUAAUAAUGUAACCAAGCAGCCUGAGACUUUGGCAGUCAUGAAGUGGCUGAAGACAGAGACAUUUGUCCUCUCCGCGAACCUCCACGGGGGUGCCCUGGUGGCCAGUUACCCCUUUGAUAAUGGCGUGCAAGCCACGGGGACACUGUUGUCCCGAAGCUUGACUCCAGAUGAUGACGUCUUUCAGCACCUUGCCUAUACCUAUGCGUCUCAGAAUCCCAACAUGACGAAAGGAGAUCAGUGUAAAAACAAAAGGAACUUCCCCGACGGCAUUAUCAAUGGCUAUUCCUGGUACCCGCUGCAGGGUGGAAUGCAAGAUUACAACUACAUCUGGGCCCAGUGUUUUGAGAUCACGCUGGAGCUGUCAUGCUGCAAAUAUCCUCGGGAGGAGAAGCUGCCUCUCUUCUGGAAUGAUAACAGGGCCUCUUUGAUCGAGUACAUAAAACAGGUGCACCUAGGUGUAAAGGGUCAAGUGUUUGAUCAGAGUGGAAAUCCAUUACCAAAUGUAAUUGUGGAAGUCCAAGACAGAAAGCAUAUCUGCCCAUUUAGGACCAACAAACUUGGAGAGUAUUACCUACUUCUCUUGCCUGGAUCCUACUUGAUAAAUGUUACAGUGCCUGGACAUGAUCCACACCUCACAAAGCUGACUAUUCCAAGGAAAUCCCAGAGCUUCAGCGCUCUUAAAAAGGAUUUUCACCUCCCAUUGCAAGGGCAGCUGGACUCCAUCCUCGUAUCAAAUCCUUCAUGCCCGAUGAUUCCUCUGUACAAAUUUAGGCCAAGCCACUCAGCUGUAACAAAGCCUAGUUUGUUCGUGUUUUUCGUGACUCUUUUGCACAUAUUUUUCAAAUAAAGCAAGAUGUGAAACUCAACGCCCACCACCACCUGGAAUCAGGGAUUGGUUGCUCCAGGUUGUAGCAACUCUCCUCGUGAGACUGCAGCGGGAUAAAUGCCACUGUUUUCCUCCCGGGGAAAGCAGAAGGUUUCCAGGUCUGGCACAGGGCAGCCUGUGAUGACAAAAGCGGUCUUCAGCGUGGAUAAACUGGGGGUCACCGCCCAGCAAACGCUGCCCACAUGCACUCCAUCCUGAAGUAGUCCCAGGCAUUUGUAAGAAACUUGAGAAGCAAAAAAGACAUCGCUACAAGAAAAAAAAAAAUUAUAGAGUCAAAUGGAUCAAAGCAGCAGUGAUGGACACUUCUGACCGCUUGCUAUGUAUGACCUUGCCCUGAGUGCUAGUUGUAAAGAGCUACUACUGCGUUUAAGUGGUUCUCCCCAAAGGAAGACGUUUCUAGAUGAGCAGGACUAAGACCAUUUACUCUUGCCAAUGUUCUGAGGAUGGAUGAGAGGAAGCGGGCAGAUGAUGUGUCUGAUGUGUCUACAGAGCCCAACAGACUUGUCUCCCUGCUUCUGAAGCCACAGUCCUCUUAAGAUGACCCCUCACAUGUAAUCCUAGGCUCUUGCCCAACCUCAGAGGCAUGUUCAGCUGCCCACUGGCCACACCCACCUGAAGAAGACCCAAAUGAGCUUCACCUCGUCCUGUUGACAGUGGAGAUGCCGUGCAAGGCUGUCCCUGCUUCGUGAGUCCUCACUGACCAUCUAUUUGGCACAGCCAGUCAGUCACUGCAAGCUGCUGUAUUGAUCCUUCCCAUCCUCUCCUGCUGGUUAGCUGACCUAGCUCUUGCUCAAGGGUCCAUCUUCCACAGGGCACCUGAGGAGUUGGGCUUCCUAAAAGCCCUUCUGUCCCCUAAACACAACAACCUCGCAACCCCAGGUCUAGGUGUCAUUCUGUUUGUGCCCGACCUGUUUCCCACUCAGCAAAACUCCGCUUUAAGAGUCAUCUUCAGCCAGGAAGCCUUGCUCUUCCCAUUCUAUGGAGUUCCAGGCAACCAGCCCUCCUGGAUCCUUCGUCUUGAUUAGAGAGUUUACAGCACGGUGGUGCCAUCUGCUUCCUGCUGGCCUUCUCUAGCACAGUGUGGGCUCUUCCAGGCCAGCAUCUGCUCAUCGGGAAAGUUCACUUCUGUAUCCCCUGAGCCUAGCACAAAUAGGAAAUAAAUGAGUCUGGGAGCUGUUUCAGCAACUUGCUAUAGACCCUUCCAGAAUGGUAGGGAUUUGGGCAACUUUGUGAAGUUUUAUGUUUGGCAACAUACAGCUCACUAGUGUACACACACACACACACAGAGAGAGAGAGGAGAGAGACUUUCCAUGUGUACAUCAAGGAAAAAAAUUCAAAGAUAAAUGCAAGUGAAGGAACGCACUGUAAUGCUGGUGGGAAAGGCAUUUGCUAGCUGUUAACCAUGCUACACGCUUCUAGAUCAGAAAAAAAAAAUUCUUAUGAUCAGUUUGAAGUAGAAAUGCACCCUGUCAAAGAAAUCUACCCUAGCACAUUGUAAGAAGUAACAGAAAGACAGUGUGAUGGGACAAACCAGCACUCAGGAGGCAGAGACAGGUGGAUCUCUGGGUUCUGACCAGCUGGGCUACACAGCGAGACCCUGUCUCAAAAGAUAAAUAAGGAUAAAGAUCAAACAGGAAGCUCAGUAGCACCCCUGUGUGCAGGUCCCUGAGGGCUGUACAUCUUCCAUGGUUAGUGAGUCACAUGCUUUUUCAGUCAUAAGCCCUGCGUGGCUGUGAGAUAUGCAGGGCGUGGCGCACGGAGAAGGCUUGAGGCUCAAAAGGACAUAAAUGGGCAUCCCGGUGCCCUCUUUUCGUGCCAAAUGUAUUCUUUUAAUAUCAAUAGCAUUUGUAGUUUUUAACCACUUGUAAAUUUGAAAGUAGUAUGGACAGCUUGAUCAUUUUAUUUAAAUAAGUAUUAACUUAUAUCCUGGUAAGCAUGUAUUAAUAGUUCAGAAAGUGAUCUGGGUAUAUGACAUUUAAAGUACAUAGGCCUAAGCCAGGUGGCUAAGUGACUUUAUCCCAGCUCUUGGGAAGCUGAGGCAAGAAGAUCCACACAAGUACAAGGCCAGCCUGGGCUACAAGUGAGACCCAUCUUAAAAAAAAUAAAAGCAAUAAAGAACACCCAUCGGCUGGGUGUUCUCGGUUCUGACUUACCCUUUUCCCCGGGUGGUUUUUAAAGGAAAUGAGCUGUUUUCUGAAUUGGCUCGUGGGCCUAACACAAAACUUGUUACUGAAAUAACUUGCACGUGGAUGCGUCUUACUCGAGACCGUCCCAGCACUUAGCACACACUGAGAAAGUGCUCUGCCAUUGAGCCACAGCUACUUCGUUUUGACACAGGGUCUCACUAAACUGUAUAUGUAGGCUGGUCUUGGAGCUCAUCAUCAUCCAGGCUGGCUUGGAAUCUGCCUGCAUUUGCCUCCGGAGUAGCUAUGCAGGCCUGGACCACUGUAUCUAUCUUAAGGUAACACUACAAAAAUUAGAAAUCUUUAUCAAACCCAAUGUAAAAUCCCUUAAACAGGGCGAGAGGGUGUAGCUCGGGUGAUAGCGUGCUUAGCAUACACAAAGACUGUGUUCAGUCUCCACUAACUCCCCCCAACCCCAACACAAAACACGACCAUGAAAUUAUUCUAUGGUCCAUGUCCUCAAGUAACACCUGUCCCUGAUGCCUGCUAACCUAGUGGAGAGGCUUUGAUGUUCUAAAUCCUGCAGGAGUAGAAUGAAUACUUGUGGUCCUGACUGUUGGACACAUGGUAGAUGCCAUUUUUUGAUACUCCUCCAGGUAGAGAAAGCACAACUGACAUUUGGGUGACGCAGUCAACUAUUUUGAAGACCGCACACCUUAUUAAAGGGGACCUGAAAAUGAAAUACUGGCUAGCAAGAUUCAUGUCAUUUUCAAGGAGACUUGAACAAAAUGACAUAGCUUAACCUGUGUGCCGGUUUGAACUGAGAUGGGUAAAAGCCCAAUGCUAGGAAGGCAGAGGCAGGGGGAUCUCUCAAGUUCAAGGCCAGCCUGGUCAUACCUCCGGGACAGUCAAAGCUCCAUAAUAGAGACUGUCUCAAAGAACCAAGAUAAAUAAACAAACAGUGGGGGAUGUUUAGAGAAACGCUAAGUCACUGCAGGUCCAGGCAGCUUUGACUUUGGUGCUUUCCUUUCCAUUUCAUCUGCUGCACAGGUCAGAAAUGUUUAGCCUCCUCUACUCACUUCUCAAAGUCUUUAAAGAACCAAAUUUCUACUUGUAAUUUGUCUCUAAAAAUGGUGUGUGCUGCAGGGAAUGGUGGCACGUGGGAAGCAGAAGCAGGCAAAUCUCUCAUUUGCCAGCCUGGUCUACAGAGUGACAGCCAAGAUGACAUAGAGAAACAAUGUCUCAAACAAACAAAAAACUUUCUCAGUCUGACUGUAACAUUUGCUUGGGGCCAUGACUACCUCUGGGCUUAUUAAAUUUACAUUUUCUGAUUACCAAUAAAGGACAUUCAUAUAGUGAA
Meriones unguiculatus (Mongolian gerbil) is the source of this 4933-nucleotide messenger RNA. It is a transcript of the gene Cpm, whose product is annotated as carboxypeptidase M. NCBI's taxonomy places the organism in Eukaryota, Metazoa, Chordata, Mammalia, Rodentia, Muridae. Gene Ontology annotation, cellular component: cell surface. Gene Ontology annotation, molecular function: metallocarboxypeptidase activity; zinc ion binding. The record is from RefSeq and is a predicted model, not a curated record. The transcript has 9 exons. Gene Ontology annotation, biological process: proteolysis. Bases 80 to 1411 code for a protein of 443 amino acids.